This is a messenger RNA of Mercurialis annua (annual mercury), 698 nucleotides long. RefSeq lists its product as uncharacterized. The coding region runs from base 61 to 381 and encodes 106 amino acids. The record is from RefSeq and is a predicted model, not a curated record. Lineage: Eukaryota; Viridiplantae; Streptophyta; Magnoliopsida; Malpighiales; Euphorbiaceae. The transcript has 2 exons.
GAUUUUUCUAAUUGGAGUUUUCUUGUUUUCUAUUCUGUUUUUAUUAUUAGAUUUUGAAAAAUGGUUAAUACAAGGUCUGAUGAUGAUAUUGAUAAGAGCUUAAAUGAGAUUGCGGCUCAAGCGAAGAAGCCUCAAACUCCUGUUGUUAAGCCUGUUAGCAAGGAAAAACAAAAACGAACUCUGAAAUCUCCUUCUAAAAAAGCUGGUGUUAAGUCUCCUGUAAAGAAAAAACAGAAAAUUAAUGUUCAAUCUGCUUCUGCUUCAGUGAAGAAGGUUAAGAAUGUUACUGGUAAGAAGAAGGUUAAGGUUGUUUCUGAAGAAUCUGAUAAUGAACCUUAUUCAGAUACAGAAAAAAAUGUUCGACAUAGAAGACCAAAUUGAAGACGCUUAUUUGCUCAUAAAGUUGUUCCUUCAAGUAAUAAUAAGAAUUUUGACUUUGUGGUUGAUCCAAGUAAGCACUUUUUUGGAAAAGUCAAUGUUCCAUAUUCAUUUUCUGUUUGUGCAAAUAUUAGGAGAAUUAUAUCGAAGGAUCAGUUUGUCAAGUUUAAGGAUAGUCGCUUUGGUAUUUUUUUUUAUUUUAAUUCCGCUCUUAUGCAACAUCAGUUGAUACAUUCUUUGAUGUUAAGGUAGGUUUAUUUUGCAGAUGAUAAAGAGUUGUGGUUUGAUAUUUGUAGUAGGAAAAUGAGAUUUAGUAUGUA